UUUGGCCGAAUUUACAUGUAAAACUAAGGCCUGCUUUACAAAAGUAGAAUAAAUUGUAUUUUAAUUUUUUAAAUUAAACGAAAAUACUGUUUUUAUAUAGAGAUUAUUUAUAAUAAUAUCUUUAUUGUUAAAUAAUUUUUUAUGUUUAUUUGUGAAUUAUAAUAUCUCUGAAUUUAGAAAUUUUUAAAAUAUUUCUACAACAAGAAAACCGCCAUGACAGUUGUUUUUAAAGAAUCAUAAUAAUAACAAAACAAAUAAAUAAAUAAAAAAAAUACACAACAACAGCUGACAGUUUCUAGUGAUGAGUUGUUGAUGAAUCACUCAGGACCAUUUGCUCUUACAUCAACAGGAAAACUGCUUCAAUAAAUUCAUCCUUCUACCAGUAAUUUUGAAUUUAAAAUUAUUAUUUAUUGAUAAUCUUUUAAAGAUAACAUACACGAAAUUAGUAGAGCUAAUUAUUCAUCAUAAAUUGAUGAAAGUUAUGAAUUUUUUACAUAACAAAAUAAUCAACAAGAAAUUACAAUGGAACACAGUCAAUUACAAUGUACAUUUGCAAUAUUUUCAUGUACAAUUCUAUCAAUCAUCUACGUAGCAAGUCUCUACAUUUGGAAAUCACCACAUUCAAGAGAACAUCCAAGUACAAUUAAAAAACGUUUUCUAAGUGUUUUCAUCAUAUCUUUGAUUUCCCCUGUACCUCUUUACAUAGGAUUAAACCAAGGACUCAUACAACAAGAAACUUUGUGGGAAUUACUUGGUCUAAGAUGGUCAGGUUUAUUACAAGCAGUUUUAAUUCCACUCUUUUUGACAAUUGUCUUAUUUCUUGGUCCAAUCACUAUGCUAAGUGUCAAUGGAUCAUGGCGUUUUUAUGGUGAACCAACUAAUUGGCUAAACAGCAUUAAAUCACUGAUAUGGUGGAGAAAUUUAGUUGUUGCACCACUCAGUGAAGAGUGGACAUUUAGAGCUUGCAUGCUGCCAUUGUUAAUGCAAUGUUUUAAUCAAAAAAUUGCAAUUUUUAUAUGUCCUUUAUUUUUUGGCAUUGCUCAUUUUCAUCAUAUUGUUGACAGAAUGAAAAAAGGAAUGGAAUUUAAACAUGCCUUUUUUAUAUCAAGUUUUCAAUUUGCAUAUACAACUUUAUUUGGAAUUUAUGCUGCAUUUUUAUUUGCUAAAACAGGACACAUCAUCGCGUCAUUCACUGCUCAUUCAUUUUGUAAUCAUAUGGGAUUUCCAGAUAUUUCUGAAGUUCUUGCUUACAAAAAUCCUGUUAAAAGAGCUGGUUUAUUGAGUUUAUUUUUCAUUGGUUUAAUUGCUUGGUGUUUUCUUUUAACACCUCUCACAAAUCCAAAAUGGUUUAACAAUAAUAUUUUUUGGAACGAACAAUCUGUUUAAAUAAAUAUCUAAAAGUAUAUUUUGAUGGAAAAUAAAUUUUUCUGUACGUACCAACAUUAUUUAUCUCCUCAAAUUUCUAAAGAAUUAAAACUUUUUUACAUUAUUAAUAAAAACAAUGUAACAAUUAAAUAUUUAUACGAAAAAUUAUAGUCAAGUUCGAAUAGAAUAUUUAUAAAUAUAUGCAACGAAUUUGUGUUAAUUUGUUUCAAUUAAAAUAAAAUAAAUUUUGAUAU
Molecule: messenger RNA, 1619 nt
Organism: Aphidius gifuensis
Lineage: Eukaryota; Metazoa; Arthropoda; Insecta; Hymenoptera; Braconidae
Gene: Sras
Product: CAAX prenyl protease 2
Exons: 7
Coding region: 523-1386 (287 amino acids)
Biological process (GO): CAAX-box protein processing
Cellular component (GO): endoplasmic reticulum membrane
Molecular function (GO): metalloendopeptidase activity
Source: RefSeq, a predicted model, not a curated record